AUGGAGAGUCAACGUAAAUCUGUAAGAGAAACCCUCAUACAAUCUGUCGGCUUCUGUCCGAAAGAUGCAAUCGGAUGGCUAUAUGCAGCCCGAGGCUACUACAAGAUAAAAGACUACCAUUCAUGCGUAGAAUGUGUCGCCCCGGCUCUCCGUAACGAAAAGACUAGACGAGAAGCCCAACAUUUACUCGCAUUCUCCCUCAUGCAUACAAAUCAAACAGAGGCUGCUGCAGGUGCAUUCUUCAAGUCCGUGUCUCUGGGAAAUGAUACGGAUUGGCAACCACUCGUAGAACUGUUUCUGGAACAUCCGAAACUUCGUCUGACAUAG
Messenger RNA from Synchytrium microbalum, 327 nucleotides. RefSeq lists its product as uncharacterized. The coding region runs from base 1 to 327 and encodes 108 amino acids. NCBI's taxonomy places the organism in Eukaryota, Fungi, Chytridiomycota, Chytridiomycetes, Synchytriales, Synchytriaceae. The transcript has 2 exons. Gene Ontology annotation, molecular function: protein binding. The record is from RefSeq and is a predicted model, not a curated record.